Owenia fusiformis is the source of this 1193-nucleotide messenger RNA. The record is from the annotation of a GenBank genome assembly. Lineage: Eukaryota; Metazoa; Annelida; Polychaeta; Sabellida; Oweniidae.
AAAAUGGCUGCGCCCAUGAAAUUUAAAAUUUCAAAUAUUUUCAUAUUUCUUAAAAAUGCUUACUUUCCACGACUUCUACAAAUAAAUAUGAAUAAAAAUUAUAAAUUUUAUAGUCAAACAUUUAAAUUUAGUGGGAUGUUACACCUGAACUAUCCUCAAAGAGACCACAAUAGAAGGACUCAGAAUAAAAAAUCGUUCAGUUUACCAUCCGCUGGACUUCUAGCCCUAAUAGGGUUCUCCAAGAAAACUGAAGAGGAGAAAGAUGAACUCAUUCUGACACUUAAAAAAGCAAAACUUGCUGAGAAAAAACAAAAGUUUGAGAAAGCAAAUAGGUUCUAUCACAAAGCCUUAGGAAUCGCAACAAUGAGACAUCAAAAUCAUGAAAUAACCCAAGAUGAAUGGAUAACCAAACGGAACUAUAUCUUCAUACAUAUGGCAAAUCUUGCCUUUGGGAUGUUUAAACUUGAAGCUGCAGAGAAAUUGUUCAAGGAUGCAAUGAGGGGUUAUCUUGAGGCUGGUUUGGAGAAAGAUGAUAAUGCACUGGUGGAGAUAUCAAUGAAGCUAGCCAUGUUGUAUGCCAUGCAGGAGAAACAUGAAGAGGCUGUGGAGGGGUACAAGUUUGCCAUUGAAGCACAAGAGAGGAAAAUGUCACAGUCAGAAGUGAUUGAUGAAAAUACUAUUGCAUUAUGGGGAAUGUGCCUCGAUGCAUUCUCAAAGUACUUUCUCACGAGGAACAAUUAUCGGGAUGCUUAUGGAUAUACAGAAAGGGCCCUGACAGUUGCUUUCCAAGUCUUUGGGGAAAAUCAUCCACAGACAGCAACACUUUGGAAUGACUUAGCUAACAUCUCUUACCUCAUGGGGAAUAUAGACAAUGCUAUAUCACAAUGUGAAAAGGCGAUUGAAUUAGGUGAACUUUUGCAGAUCCCAGAGUUAGCUGCUUUCUACUGCAAUUUGGGCUCAAUACUUCUACAUAAUGGAGAGUUUGAGAAAGCAUUUGAGAAAUGCACCAAGGCAUCGAAGCUAGCACACGAUAGGGAAAGUAGAAAACAGGCAAGGGGGUGUCUCAAAGAUAUAAAAGCCAAAAAGUCAAGUGGAAACACUGAAAUUUGAUAUUGUAGUUUUAUUCAACAAAUAUUGGCCCCUAUUAUUGUUACCCUGUUUCAUCUAGUCAGCUGAAAUAAAUUUACACAUUA